This is a messenger RNA of Batrachochytrium dendrobatidis JAM81, 672 nucleotides long. RefSeq lists its product as uncharacterized. The annotation marks the transcript as partial. The transcript has 6 exons. The record is from RefSeq and is a predicted model, not a curated record. Gene Ontology annotation, biological process: protein phosphorylation. Gene Ontology annotation, molecular function: ATP binding; protein kinase activity. NCBI's taxonomy places the organism in Eukaryota, Fungi, Chytridiomycota, Chytridiomycetes, Rhizophydiales.
CGCAAGAAAUCUAUAUUUUCUCCAAUGGUUGCGUUACGGCACGAACUGGAGUUAUUGAAAGGAUUAAAUCACUCUCAUGUCAUUCAGUAUCUUGGGUUUGAGCAGACUCCAGAGUAUUGUAAUAUAUUUUUAGAAUACGUUGCUGGGCGAUCUAUUUCUUCGGUGCUUGUUAAAACGGGUCCAUUUUCCGAUGAACUGAUUUGUGUAUUAUCGUCACAAACACUCCAGGGCUUAGACUAUCUGCAUUCUCAAGGAAUUAUUCAUCGUGAUAUCAAAGCUGCCAACAUACUUGUUGAUGUGGUUGCAUGUAUUGCCAAGAUAACUGAUUUUGGUGUCUCGAUGAAGCAUGUGAAAGGAGCAUACAAUCGUGUGUCUGACUUGACAGUGCAUGGUACUGUCAGUUGGAUGUCGCCAGAAACGGUUCGUGCCAAGGGAUACACAGCCAAAGUGGACAUUUGGAGCUUUGGAUGUAUGAUUAUUGAAAUGACGACUGGAUUGAAACCAUGGAGCGAGCUCAACAUGGAUCUACAAAUAUUUUCCCAACUGGCACGUAAUCAAUCACCACCACUUUCGCCCAAUCUCAGUGCAAACAUGCGUGCAUUUACUGAAAAGUGUUUUAUCAUAGAUGCGGAUCAACGUCCUACAGCCAGAGAAUUGUUGGCGGAUCCAUUA